This is a messenger RNA of Helobdella robusta, 1065 nucleotides long. RefSeq lists its product as hypothetical. The record is from RefSeq and is a predicted model, not a curated record. Lineage: Eukaryota; Metazoa; Annelida; Clitellata; Rhynchobdellida; Glossiphoniidae. Gene Ontology annotation, molecular function: calcium ion binding. Bases 1 to 1065 code for a protein of 354 amino acids. The transcript is spliced from 10 exons.
AUGUGCCUUGACAUCUGUCUAUCAAACGAGUACAUCUUCGCUUCCAAUAUGAAGGGGCAUCAGUGCAUGUGUGCAAUGAACGUCACAGGCGAAUCUCAUAUGCUGGAAGACUGCCUGCCAAAAAAUCAACUCCCACCCAAAUAUUUUUUAGUAUUUCUAGUCAAGAAAGGUAUUUAUACAUUCCACAUGGGCUGUUUGGGUAAGAUGAAGAAGCAGUCCUUUGUUGAUAACUGUACGAAUGCCAUCAUAGAGGAGUGUCUGUACCUCUGGUAUCAAAACAACUACCCACACGCAACAUUGGUUAACUUUUUGGUGAAAAUAUUUCUAGAAAUUUCUCACAUCUGGUCUCGAUUUGACUGGGACGGCUGCCUCUGCACCUGCCAUCCGAACAGCCACCUGAAUGUCCAGUACUCAAUUGCGAAGGACCUCUGCCACAAAGUAUGCUCCGAUUACAAGGACAUCCUAUGGUGUGUUUGCGAUGGCGGAGGCGAAGAAAUAAAUCUUUACAAGUGCCGGGGUAGUGUUAAAUACGGAGAGUAUGAAAUAUGCUUCAAGGAUGAAUGCAUGGAUGGAUGGACCGGUGAUCACUGUACCGAAAGAGCAAUAAUAAUAAUAUCGUUCUUUUGCAUGCUAGAGAUUCGUGUAGAGACGGAGGAGUGCAGAUUGAAAGAAUUAUGUACAAGCCCCACUCCUGAAAAGUGCUUCAUUGAUAAGGGUGGAAUGAGAAUAUGCAACUGCAGUAAAGGCUACGAGUACGGCGACGGUGAUCAGAUAUGUGUAGACAUAAACGAAUGUUCUAGAGCGUCUAAGUUCUGUGAUCAGUCGACAACUUACUGCGAAAACGAGCCUGGCGGUUACAGAUGUGAAUGCCUUCUGGGCUUCCAUAGAGUUGAUAAUAAAAUGAACACUGGCCCGUGUUAUGCACUUCUCCUCAAUAGAAUAAUCUUUCCAUUGGUGUUUUUCGUAUCAGCCAUCUUCCUGGUCAUCUUUGUGGCCAUUGUCACUGGAGUAUAUAAGGUCACGGGUAGUCUCAGUGUAAAACCCUCUUCUAAAUACGGAAAUUAA